GCGCCCAAAAUCUGAAGCUCAGAGCUCCUCGCUCCUCUCUCUCCGCCAUGUUGUUCGCCGAUUCACAAGAUCCCUACGACGAUCUCGAUCUCAUAGAGGAAGAAGAAGAAGAAAUACAGUCAGCAGCUCCAACCCCGCACCAUCUAACACAACAACGCUUAUGCUGCUCACAAGGCCACAGAUCCACCUUCACUCUCCAAACAGAACAAGGCGGAGGAGGAGGAGGAGGAGGAGGUGGAGGCUCUAUCUGCCUCCACUGCUUCUCCAACCUCAUAACCAACCCUAACGCUCCCACUUUCCACGUCUCCUACGCUCUCUCCCAACUCUCCCUCGCUUUCUCUCACUCUCAUUUCCUCCCUUCUCUCCUCUCUCUCCAUCCUCACUUCCUUAUCUCCCCUCUCCUUCGCUCCCUCUCUCUCUUCAACGACGAUUCUAUCGCUCGAAGCCUCAUUUCUAUAAUCACCACUCUCUCCUCCUCCUCCUCCUCCUCCAUUUGCUCCGAGUUUGUUACCAGACUUGCUCAUCUCAUCUCCUCCUCCUCCUCCUCCUCUACUGCCUUGGCGUGGUCCACCCCCUCUCAACUCUACCUGCUUCACUGCUUUGGGAUUUUACUCUUGAACUGCGAAAGUAGCAGCAGCAAUCCUUGCCAUGUUCAUAUCAAAGACGAAGACGCUCUUCUCUCUAAUCUUGUUGCUGCUCUUCAAUUGCCAAGCAGUGAGGAAAUGAGGGGAGAGAUUCUGUUUGUUUUAUACAAACUCUGUGCUAUCAUCCGUAAGGAUGACAAGGGAGGAGCUCCUUCUCUCUUAGCGUACUGUCCUAAGCUCUUGCAUCUGCUGUUGGAGGCCCUCUUGAAGACUCACAAUGAUACUGUUCGCUUCAACUGCCUGGCGCUUUUGACACUUCUUGCUCGACAAGGGUGUUUCGAGAGCGCGUAUACAAAUGGCAUAAGCAGCAGCAAGAGUUGGGAUGAAGGAGCUGAUCAUUUGAUAAAUGUCUUGUUUGCAGAGUCUGUUAAAGGACCUUUGCUUUCAUCAGAUACCCAAAUUCAGAUCAGCACUCUACAUCUCAUCUUUCACUAUCUGUGUUGUGUUUCUCCUGAACAGAUUCAACUUUUGGUGGACGAAAACAUUGCGGACUAUGUUUUUGAAAUAAUAAGGCUGUCAGAAUGUAAAGAACCAGUUGUCAACUCUUGCCUUAUGGUUCUUAAUCUUUUGUCAACUGCUGAGAAAGGCUUCACAGAAAGGCUUGUUGUUGGAUUCUCAACUUUGGUUCCAGUACUGCGUUAUGUUGCUGAAGUUCCUUUUCAUCCUGUUCAACAUCAGACACUGACACUCGUGUGGAAAGGCAUUUCUGACAGCCCCGGAAUAGUGUCGGUUUCCCAAAUUGAGGAACUAGUUAUUGUUCUGGCAAGGAUGUUUAGGUGCCAUAACGAUGGGGAAAUGGGUAUGCCUGCAGAGACAUUCAUAACGGCAUGCUCAAUUUUUGUAGCUCUUCUGAAUUCCCCAUCUUUCAUCGGGACUUCGAAUCUGGUAACAUCACUUCAAGAAACAAUAACCCAUGCUAUUGUAGCUUGUCUAAAUAUCUCCGAGAAAGAUCCCAAUCAGUUUUUGCAUGCUUUAUACCUGCUUAAAGAGGCAUAUGCCUAUAGCCCUGAAUCCAUGAAUGACUCCAGCAUCAUAGAACUGCGAAGCUGUGUUGUAGAUAUAUGCAAGUCACAUUUAUUACCUUGGAUUUUAAUGGCUAUUAAUGAAGUGGAUGAGGACAUCGCCCUGGGGAUAUUGGAAACAUUUCAUUUCAUACUGCUACAGAAUUCUGAUGUGCAAGCCCCACAAUUUGCAGAGAUACUGGUUUCAUCCUCUUGGUUCAGUUUUUCAUUUGGAUGUCUAGGAUUAUUCCCGACAGAGAAGAUGAAAUGGAGAGUAUAUCUAAUGCUUAGUUCACUUGUGGAGAUUCUCCUGGAAAAUGAUGCUGGGCAACCGAUUAGAGAAGUCGCUUCAAACCUUCCUACUGACCCAAUUGAUUUGCUUCUUCUUCUUGGGCAGAAGAGCUCCAAAAAUACAUUCCUGGACUCAUGUCAAUGUGCAGUUUUGCUGAUUUUGCAUACCAGCUCUUUAUAUGAUGACAGGCUUGCAGAUGAGAAGUCCAUGUUAGCUUCUCUGGAACAGUACAUUCUCGUCAACAGCAGUGAUUUAUUAUGUGGGGUCGUAGAUCCAUUGAAAAUGACACAAUUGAUAAAUCUUUAUGGUCUAUCUCGUGCUGCUGCCAAGAUGAACCACCAAAUUCCCUACAGUCCUGAAGCAGAGAGGAUCUUGUUUCAUCUACUGAAUGAAACUGAAUGGGAUUUGCCUUCUUCAAGAAUUCACUUGGAGUCACUGAAAUGGUUGUUUCAACAAGAGAAGAUCAGCAAGCCAUUGUCCAACCAAAUACUUAAAUUCUGCCGAAGCAAUAGCUCAAACAGAACCCAGAUCAUUAUCCACGGGGAAAAUAAUCAAAUUAUGAACUUGCAAGUGAUUUCAGAGAUGGCAUCAUCAGCAGAUAAUCAUGUAGCAAGACUUUCCGUAUGUUUGCUGAUUCAGCUUGCAGAGGAGGAAAGCCAGGAGCAUGACAUUAUAUCAUUAGUAAAAUUCUUGGCAAUGAUCACUAACAUCUUCCCAUCCGCAUCGGACCAACUAUGUUUGCAUGGCAUAGGCCAUGCUAUUAGAACUCUUUAUCACAAUUCAAGUUGUGGUUCUUCCCCAGAGGCAUCCAUGGCCAUGACAUAUUUGAUGUUCAAUAUUCUACAAUCAGUGCAUCCUGAAGCACUGUGCAAUGAUGAAGCUUGGCUUGCAGUGACUGUGAAGUUGAUGGGCAGCCUGAUCCCUGCACAGAGCGUGAAAUGGUGGCCUGAUGAAGGUUUACGAGUAGUCGCCAUGUUUUGCUUGAUUUUGCAUCAAUCCACCAACAAAGUGCUUGUAGAAGCUUCAAAAACUAUAUUUUUCAGUACUUCUCUGGCUUCUACAAUCAACAGCAUGAUCCAUGCAGCCUGUUCAAAAGGGCCUUCUUUGCUUGAUUGUGAUGAGGAAACAAGCACCGGAGAAAAUCUGAUGUUCGCACUUUUACUUUUCUAUUUUUCUUUAAGAAGUAUACACACUGUUGUCCCUGGGACUGUGGACUGGCAAAAUUUUCUCAAUCCUUCAAAUAGGAUGCAGCCUAUUUCCAUGGUCAGCAUCCACUGCCAUGACUUGUGCAGGCUGCUGCAUUUUGGGUCUCCUCCAGUCAAGCUUGUAGCUUCAUAUUGCCUGUUGGAGCUCAUCACAAGAUUAUCAGAACAAAGAAACACAAGUCAUGAAGAACUAAAAAGUUCCGUGGCUUAUUUGACGUCCAUUAUGGUGAUAUUAAAAGGACUUGUAUUUUACAGUGACAUCAGAGUGUCUACGAACUGCAGCCUCUGCCUAUCAAUGAUUUUGGGAUGGGAAAAGCUGGACAUGACAGGGGCAAGAGUAAUUGCAAAGAAUACUUGGUGGAGGCUGAUUGUAGAAGAGAUGGCAAUAUCUUUGGCUGCUCCAUCGUUAGCUUCCAAAUCUUUCAGUAAUCAUCACAAACCUGCUGUGCAUGUAGCUGUUGCAUUGCUAAAGCUUCAGAAAUCUCCUGAGUGGAUGAGAACCGUGUUUGAUGAUCCCUGCAUUUCUGGGAUCAUUAAAAACCUUGAAGCCAGUAAUAUUAGCUCUGAGAUGGUGCUUUUAUUUCGAGAGCUACUAAACUCCAUGUUCUUAAAGGAUGAGCAGAUUGCUUGUUUAAAUCGGAUACUUCAGGAAUGCAGGAAACGUCUAUAUACUGAAGAUUGUCAAAAUGACUGCACAGAUGAAAAGAUAGAGAAGAGGACUAUCACAACAGAUGAUUUGGGUGAAGUUUGCGAGUAUCUGAUUCACGUGAUGUCAUCUGCAAAGUCUCUAGAUGUGGAUUGUGGAGAUCUACAAACUUCCAAGAGAUUGUUAGAAGAGAUAGAAUUGUUUUUCAAAACUUCCAGUAAAGAGGGCGAUAGAUAAUGAACUGACAGCAACAGUACUUGCAUCAAGUCUUCAGGUACUCUUACCUAAUUCACCAAUGCAUAGAAAAACUGAAUAUAGGAAGCUUACAUAAUUUUGUUACAUAUGAACAAGUAAAAUGGAAGCAUUUAUAUAGCUAUAUCUAACUGACCUGCUUAGAGCAUUGUAUAGCAAGCUCCUAUCCUGCAUCUUGAAUGAAAUUGCAGGGUAUAAAUUUUAUAAAUAUGCUUGCUUUUACCAACAAA
This is a messenger RNA of Populus trichocarpa (black cottonwood), 4270 nucleotides long. RefSeq names its product protein PUTATIVE RECOMBINATION INITIATION DEFECT 1. Bases 48 to 4025 code for a protein of 1325 amino acids. Gene Ontology annotation, biological process: meiotic DNA double-strand break formation. The transcript has 9 exons. The record is from RefSeq and is a predicted model, not a curated record. NCBI's taxonomy places the organism in Eukaryota, Viridiplantae, Streptophyta, Magnoliopsida, Malpighiales, Salicaceae.